GGGUGUUGUUAGUUAUGUUUCAAGAAAAUUUGCUUAACCGUUUGAAGAAAUAUAAAGAGCUACCAUAGGUAAUGAUCUUCAAACGGCUAAGCAAAUUUUCUUAAAACAUAUAGCUAUAAGAACACUCUCGAUCAAAUUAACUUUCAAAAAUCAAAAUCGUUUAAUAAGAGCCACGAUGCGAAAGAUAGACACCAUUAGAAAAACCCAAUCGCUAUUUGUGUUGGAGAGAAAACAAGUAUAUUUAUUAUAUUCCACGAUAUUGUUGUUGACGUAUUAUUGAAUUUAUUGUUGAACAUGGAAGAUUCAAAACAAAUGGAAGAAGAAUCCGCAACCGCGCCACCACCGCCAAGGGAUCCUGCAGCUCUCCAAUUAACUCUAUUUAAAUUACAUAAGAAAGUUCCAUCUACCACGUUAACCAGCUGGGGAACUCCAGUAGUAAAUAAAGAUGCCACACUAACAGUAGGUCCUCACGGACCAGUCCUCAUACAAGAUAAUAAUUUUAUUGAUGAAAUAGCACAUUUUGAUCGAGAACGUGUGCCUGAACGUGUAGUACAUGCAAAAGGAGCUGGAGCUUUCGGAUAUUUCGAAGUGACUCAUGACAUAACACCAUUCACUGCAGCAAAAGUUUUCUCAAAAAUUGGGAAAAGAACAUCAAUAUUUGUACGAUUUUCUCAAGUAAGUGGAGAAAUGGGGUAUCCAGAUACUGUUCGCGACCCAAGAGGUUUUGCUGUGAGAUUUUACACAGAAGAUGGAAUGUGGGAUCUAGUGGGCAACAAUACACCUAUAUUCUUUAUUCGCGAUCCAAUACUUUUUCCAAGUUUUAUACACACACAAAAACGAAACCCCGUAACACAUUUAAAAGAUUAUGAUGCCUUUUGGGAUUUCAUGUCUUUAAGGCCAGAAAGUACUCAUCAAUAUAUGUAUUUAUUUGGUGAUAGAGGGAUCCCGGCUAGUUAUCGUACAAUGAAUGGCUAUGGAUCGAACACAUUCAAGUUAAUUAACAGUCAAGGAGAAGCAGUUUAUUGUAAAUUUCACUAUAAAUCAAAUUUAGGAGUUAAAAAUUUGGAUCCAGAUUCUGCCCAACAAAUAGCUGGUGCUGAUCCUGAUUAUUUAAUAAGAGACUUGUAUAACGCCAUAGCAGAAGGAAAAUUUCCAUCAUGGACUUUUUAUAUUCAAGUUAUGACUUUUGAUCAAGUUAAUAAAGUUCCUUUUAAUCCAUUUGAUGUGACCAAAGUAUGGCCUCAUGGUGAUUUCCCACUAAUCCCAGUUGGAACCUUAGUUUUAAACCAAAAUCCAUCAGAUUAUUUUGCUGAGGUCGAACAAGCAUCUUUUGAUGUUUCAAACUUUGUACCAGGUAUUGAUACAUCACCAGAUAAAAUGUUACAAGGUCGUUUAUUUUCCUAUGGAGAUACUGGUCGAUAUCGAGUGGGUACCAAUCGUGACCAGAUUCCAAUUAAUUCAGCCUUCAGAGCAGAUGUACCAAAAAAUUAUCAAAGAGAUGGAAAAUUUACUAUUAACACGCAAGGUGGUGCUCCAAAUUAUCAUCCAAAUAGUUUUUGUGGGCCAGAAGUUGAUCCAAGGGCUCAAAAAUUACAACCAAAAUUUUUAGUUAGUGGCGAUGUGUACCGGUAUGAUUCGGGUGACGAAGAUAACUAUUCGCAACCUCGAAUUUUUUAUCAAAAAGUUUUAGAUGAAGCUGCUCGUGAACGUCUCAUUAAUAAUAUAGCCGAUCAUUGUUCAAGAUCGGCAAAAUUUAUACAAGAUCGUGUUGUUAGUGUUUUAUCUCAUGUAGAUCUUAGUUUUGGUACGAGACUUCGAGCAGCAUUAGACGCACGAGAUAUUACUAGCACAUCUUUAAAAAAAGAUAUAAAAUAUCUUUGAAUAAAUUGAGAUUAUGCUACAAAUUUAUUGUGAGAAGUGACGUAACCACACUUGGAUCAAAGGAUCUUAAAAAGCUUUUCUUGUCAAAAAUCAACAUUGGCCAAUUGUUUCAAGUUCUUUAGAGCUUUAAAUAACGGUGUAAAAAAUGGUUAAUUAAAUUCAAAAUCCAAUGACGAUAGAUGUAAAAUUUUUAAAUGGAAAGCCACUAGUUUUUGAUCAACCCCGUUUUUAGUCUGAAUGCACGGCAUAAUAAUAAUUUCUUGUCUACUUUGAGCAAUAAAUAACAUACAUCAGGAGUCCAUCUCUUCCGAGUCCUUUAAGUUCAGGCGCUCCUAACGUUGUACCAGUCUUAUUUCACUUCAUAGUUACGCCACAGUUUAUAGGGGUGAGUCAUAUCAAAAGAUAUAUUUUUUUAGAGUUUAACGAAGACAAUCGUUCAAAGGUCGAAGUAUAUAAAUUUUGACCAUGAAUUAUUUUAAUCAAAAGUCUAUUAUCGACUUGGGUGAACUACCUACCCAUGAUAAAAAUAUUAAUCUAAA
Molecule: messenger RNA, 2420 nt
Organism: Chrysoperla carnea
Lineage: Eukaryota; Metazoa; Arthropoda; Insecta; Neuroptera; Chrysopidae
Product: catalase-like
Exons: 3
Coding region: 295-1881 (528 amino acids)
Biological process (GO): hydrogen peroxide catabolic process; response to hydrogen peroxide
Cellular component (GO): cytoplasm; peroxisome; mitochondrion
Molecular function (GO): heme binding; catalase activity
Source: RefSeq, a predicted model, not a curated record